Aspergillus tanneri is the source of this 1902-nucleotide messenger RNA. Its product is annotated as SANT/Myb-like DNA-binding domain-containing protein. Lineage: Eukaryota; Fungi; Ascomycota; Eurotiomycetes; Eurotiales; Aspergillaceae. Bases 1 to 1902 code for a protein of 633 amino acids. The transcript is spliced from 2 exons. The record is from RefSeq and is a predicted model, not a curated record.
AUGGGUGGAAGCGCCCUUGAAAAAGAUACUUUCAAUCUCGCUUUAGAGAUCCGAACGCAGUUUCUAAUAGGGCACAUGGAAGAACAACAGUAUCAUGCUGCUUUUGAUCCUGAGGCUAUGUUACGAGAUGCCUUCUUCAUCGAUGCAGCUGAUGAUGAUAUCUUUGAGAGCAGUCAGGCUCCACUUCGAGGCUUUAAUCUCGAUCAGUUUGGCGGUACAGACAAGUAUCUUCCUGUGCGCUUUAGAGAUGCUGCUUACGAACGUUUCAAUGAAAUGCUUCUUACUGUUUCUGAGGAUGGAUUUGUUGAUAUUGAGGAACUGAAGAGCGCGUUUCGUUGGCAGAGAUUCACGCUACGCGCUGCCCAAUGGAUCCGCAAAAGAAACGAUGAAAUUGAAAAACAAUUGAAAAGUCAGCUCGAUGCUGAAGCCAUGAGGGAUGCUUAUUUCGCCACCCCUAGGGGCAGCCACAGGUUGGGUAGCUUAGCGCCUCGCUCUGAUAAAACGAGCAGCCCUGCAGGCAGCCGAAGUGCCAGACACUCUGCCAUUCCAACGGAAAGUCCAAGAGCCACCGACACCCAGAGAUCGUCGAAUAGAAGAACGGCCGUCCAUUUACUAUCACGCGAUCAGCGAGGGCCAGAGAACCAAGCAGAGUCAAGGGUAAUAUCUGAGGCCCAAGGACGGAGGAAAUCUAAAUCGUGGGUAUCCAUUUCCCGUCUACAACCGAAGUAUCUACUUACAACCCGAAGGUCUUUUCUUAAUGCUUUCUCCAUAGAACGCAUAAUGAAAAGGCAGCAGCGUUCCCGGGAGCAUUCCGGGCUCCGUCGACAGUCCGAUUUGGCACAACCGUCAUCGCUGCGUGAGAGUGAAACAAAUUUCGAAGAUCGCCGCCAAACAUUACCUGCUCCCUCUCAGGCCAGACCGGUAGCAGUCGCAGAGCCUCGGGAGAUACCUAACUCACCGCAGGGCAGCCCUCAUUUUGUGGUUCAAGACGAUGACUUCCUUACCGCCAAUGACACUGGUUUCAGUUUCGACAAUGAUAACUCAAGAAUACAAAUAGAGCGAUCACACAGUCCUCCAGUUGUCAAUAGGGCCAAUCAAGAAGCAGUUCAUGAAAGUACAUCUACCACUGGUGCCCCAGCCGCACAGACUGCUGCUCUCCCUUCUACUGAGGAACUAUGGAGAGCGGCCAAGGCGAGUAUCUCUUCCCAGCCUCACAGGGGAAGAAAUGUCCGCGCAGCAUUUAUCGACCGGCAGGAAAACGCACACCGUAUCUCACCGAUCAGUCAUGAAGCAAGCGCGCGAAUCGCACACAGGACACAGCCUGAACCCGGGCCGUCCCAGAAACGGCAGCACCAUGAAUCGGCCGACGAGGAAGAGGUAGAGGAAACCAAUGGCGAUUUUUUUCAGUACGAUCGAGAGGUAGAUAUUCCUCGCAGGCGCGCUGAGAAACCAGACCAGGGCAGAAACAAACGCCAGAAAACCACGCAAGAAGCCGAAAACCAAGCCAUCUCUGAAGUGCGGAGAGAUUUGGAAGAAACCAGGAGGCGCGCGACACCUGCUGUGCCUCGCAUACCCCCCACCACCUCGUCCUACAAGCAGCAGGUACGUUGGACACAAUCCGAAGACAACCGAUUGAUUCGGUUAAUGGGUGAAUAUGGCACUGGAUGGGCCAAGAUCGAGCGACAGAAUGAGGCGCAGCCUGUAAGGCCAGGUGAGACCAGAAUCGAGGGCCGGAAUCAGGGGCAGCUGAAGGAUCGAGCCCGGAAUAUAAAAAUAAAAUUACUCCGAGAUGGGUUGCCACUUCCCAGGAAUUUCGAGAACGUAACCAUGAAGGCCAGUGACUGCAAUAUGCUUCGAAAAAAGGGGAUUCAGCUCCCAGAUCCUGAGGCACAGCCAACAUAA